CAUUUCAACUUAACAAUCACAAAAGUUUUCUGCGCUCAAGAGAGCGGACGUGUAAACGCGGCUAAAAGCAAUCCAACAAAAAUAUAUCCAUCUCCCCUUUUGAAGAAAAAAUAACAUCGUUUUCCCAACGUCUAAUUCGCAUUUUCCGAUUCUAAUGCAACCAACAGAAACAACAACUUAACACAAUUUUUUUUCGAAAUUUCCAAAGAAGAAAAAAACAACGUGCUGUAAUCUUAUAAAAAAAUAAAUAAAAAAGAAACAAAACAAAAAUAAUAAAAGUGCAAAAAAAAAUUGAAAAAAAAAAUCCCAACAAAAAUAAUAAAACGUGCAAAAUUUUUUUUUUAAAUUAAAACAAAGUGUUUAAAUAUUGUUUAAUUUUUUUUAACUAAAUCACAAAAAUUGCUCCCAAAUCUCUCGUCAUGGUUGAAGAAAAUAACAACAAUAGAGCCUCAGAAAAUGGCCAUUUGGCCCAUGGCGCCCAAUCAGCCAAUGCCGGCAAGGCUACUCCUUUGACUUUCUAUGAAAAUUUGAAAAGUUGGGUGGAAGCCAUUGCCGAUGUAAUGAUGUUCAUCCUAUGCUCCAUUGGCUUUAUAUUAAAGGAUCUUUACUACAUCGCCUUUGGCUACCCCGAAAAGGAAUUAAAUAAUGACAUCGCUUUGGUGACUGGUGGCGGCAGCGGUUUGGGCCGUUUGCUGUCGAUGCGCUUGGGCAAAAUGGGCACCAAAGUCAUCGUAUGGGAUAUCAAUAAACAAGGCAUUGAUGAGACCGUCAAAAUGGUACAAGAAGCUGGCGGCUACUGUAAAGGUUAUGUUGUCGACAUUUCUCGCAAAGAAGAAGUCUACAAAGCAGCGGAAGUCUUGAGACAUGAAGUUGGUGAUAUUUCAUUGCUGAUCAACAACGCUGGCGUUGUGUCCGGUAUGCAUUUGCUUAAUACACCCGAUCAUUUAAUUGAACGUUCCUUCAAUGUAAAUGUUAUGGCUCACUUUUGGACCACCAAAGCUUUCCUACCCAAAAUGAUUGAGAAUCAAAGUGGCCAUAUUGUAACCAUAGCCUCAUUGGCCGGCCAUGUUGGCAUAACCAAAUUGGUCGACUACUGUGCCAGUAAAUUUGCUGCGGUUGGUUUCGAUGAAGCUUUACGCUUAGAACUUGAAGUCCUUGGUCACACCAAUAUCCAAACCACAUGUGUCUGCCCGUUCUUUAUUCAACAGACUGGCAUGUUCGACGAUGUUAAUGCCCGCUGGGUGCCCACUUUAAAUCCAAAUGAUGUUGCCGAUCGUGUCAUUACUGCCAUAAAGAAAAAUGAAAAGAUUGCCAUAAUUCCAGGAUAUUGUAAAUUCCUAUUAUCCCUCAAAUGGACCUUCCCAUGGGGUUGUGUGGGUGGUUUGCUCAGACGUCUGGUGCCCGACGCCUCACCACAUGGUAUUGCCCAGAAAUCAUUGUUGAAUGUAUACAAAAAAUUAUCAGCAACAGCAAGUCCUGCAACAGCUGUCAGCAGUAUAACAGAUAUCUCAUCGACAUUUAAGGAGCCUGCAGCUCUCACAAAAGCCGGAACAUUGUUAAUAAAACGUUCACCCUCACUGGGUGAAAGAGUGUUGUAAGGCGAUAGUUUGGCCCUGCAGAUAUAUAGAUAGUUAUAAGGGUGGCUGAUUGUUUUCAACAUGUGCACGCUUGCUUGCUAGCCCGCCGAAGACAGUCACAACAACAAAAAAUUUAGUCUAGUAAAACCUAAGAGGUCUUAGCUUAUUAAGUAUUCCCAUCUUUGUUUUUUCAAUUUCCUGAAUGCUUUUAAUUUAUUUAAAAAAAGAAAUUUGGCAUUUGUAUUUCUGUACUUCUCUUAAAGGAAUACAGUGGGGCAAGAAAAGUAAUUUUUGAAAAUAUUGAAUUGUAAAUUAUCUUAGAUAUAUCCGCAUCCCACAGAGGGAUAGGUUACUGAUAUAUCUCCCAUUAAAUAAUGAAACAAAAAUAAUGUACUUAUGUUACGUUUUGUCCCACUGUAUUUUACUUUUGUACCUAGUUUAAAGAAGUGUUCUCGUAUAUUUUCUAGUAUUAGUUGUAGUUAGGCAAUAUCAAAAGACAAAAAGUUUAAAACAAAAUGUUUGAUGAAAGAGAUCAAAAAUGUGCUCAAGACAAAGUCCUUGUAAGGCAUAGAGAGAGAAAGAGAGAGAUAUUGAAAUCGUUUUAGCCUUCCAGUGAAUAAAAAAAUGCUGGAAGACUAAAAUUGUAAUCCCCUCUCCCUAAAAGAAAGCUACAAGUAUUUUAUUCUCUAAGAAUAGGCUUUCUUAUUACCCUGGAUGCCAAACAUUUCAUUUUUUGCUACAAAAUUAAAGUAAAUACUUUUAAGUGAUAUUAAUUGUAGUUAUAGUUCUUAGUUGUAAUUGUUUUUAUUUUUCUAAUAUUUUUUUGAACAAUCAGCGAAACGAAAACAAACAAAUCAGGGUUAUAUUUUCAAAUUUUAGUUUUAAGCGUUUUUUUUCCUACAACAAACACAUUUCAUAUUUUCACUUUGUUUUCUAUAUGUAUUGUUUAUAAGUCGGUUUAAGUUGCAAUUGCAUUAAGGCACUUCUUAAUCCUCCCCUUCAUUUCAUCAUUUCCCAAUCCCAAACAUUUCCAUUUGGACCAGUAUAAACAAAUAACAGUCAUUUAUAUUCCCAAAUAUCCUUUAUAUUCCCAAAUAUCAAACCCAACUUCUCAACCUAUCCCAUCCUUCGAUUCCUUUCGUAAUCUUACCAAAGAUUCCUUAAUAAAGAUUGUUUUUUUAUUGUUCCAUAUCAAGUUAAUUUUAAUAUUAAUAAUUCAAAUACAAUACCUAGUUUUUGAAAUCUGCAAUAUACACUCAAAAAGUAUUAGCUGUAUUCCCCAACUUUACUUAGGUUUACCAUCACGGAUGCAAAAUCUCUGGUCAACACUUCAUCAAUUAAUUAACUUUGGAAGGAUAAAAACUUACCGUCUUUGCCUGUCACAGACUUCCUUCUCUGUUGUUAAUAAGCUACUAAAACUUCUUACCCAUAAUGCGCCAAUGAACACUGCAUUUCUUUAAUGUAGGAAUAAUUGAUCGUUUCCCAAUUGUUAUUAAUACUUGCUCCACAAACAAUGUAUUAGCUUUGUUGUUGACCACCAAGGAUGCACAAUACCUCAUCAACCCUUCUGCCAUCACUUAAUUCCCUUUGAAAGAAUUAAAAUCUGCCAUCUUUGGCUGUCGCAGACUUCUUUCUCUGUAGUUAAUAAGCAACUAAAACCCGUGAUGCGCCAACGAAAACUACAUCUCUCUAAUGUAGGGGUAAUUGCUCGUUUCCCAAUUGUUAUUUAUACUUGCUCCACAAACAAUGUAUUAGUUUGUUGGGACCAUUCCCCAACUUACCUGGACCAUCAAUUAAUUCCCUUUGGAAGAAUUAAAAUUUGGCUUUCGCAGAUUUCUUUCUUUGUUGUAAAUAAGCUACUAAAACUUCUUACCCGUGAUGUGCCAACGAACACUGCAUUUCUCUAAUGUAAGGAUAAUUUCCCAAUUGUUAUUAAUAAUUGUUUCACAAACAAUGUAUAAGUUUUGUUGAAGUCAUUUCCCAACUUUGCUAAGGCUUACCACCACGGAUGCACAAUCCCUGGUCAACCAUUCUGCCACCAAUUAAUUCCCUUUGGUAGAAUUAAAAUUUGCCAUUUUUGGCUGUCGCAGAAUUCUUUCUCUGCUUUUAAUAAGCAACUAAAACUUCUUACCCAUGAUACGCCAAUGAACACUGCAUUUCUCUAAUGUAGGGAAAAUUGAUCACUUCCCAAUUGUUAUUAAUACUUGAUCCAUAAACAAUGUAUUAGCUGUGUUGGACCCAUUCCCCAACUUUACUAAGGCUAAUCACCAAGGUUGCACAAUCCCUAAUCAACCCUUCUGCCAUGAAUUAAUUCCCUUUUUAAGGAUUAAAUCCUGCCGUCUUUGGCUGUCGCAGACUUCUUUCUCUGUUGUUAAUAAGCAACUAAAACUUCUUACCCAUGAUGGGCCAACGAACACUGCAUUUCUCUAAUGUAGGAGUAAGUGAUCGUUUCCCAAUUGUUAUUAAUACUUGCUCCACAAACAAUGUAUCAGCUAUGUUGGAGCCAUUCCCGAACUUCGCUAAGGCUGACCACUAAGGAUGCACAAUUCCUGGUCCACCAAUUAAUUCCCUUUGGAAGGAUUAAAACUUGCCGUCUUUGGCUGUCGCAGACUUCUUUCUCUGUUGUUUAUAAGCAACUAAAACUUCUUACCCCUGAUGCGCCAACGAACACCGCAUUUCUCUAAUGUAGGGAUAGAAUAUCGUUUUUCAAAUGUUAUUAAUACUUGCUCCACAAAACAAUGUAUUAGCUUUGUUGGAGCAGUUCCCAAACUUUACUAAGGCUGACCACCACGGAUGCACAAUUCCAGGUCCAUUCCCUUUGAAGAAUUACAAUCGGCCAUCUUUGGCAGUCGCAGACUUCUUUCUCUGUUGUUAAUAAGCAACCAAAAUUUCUUACCCGUAAUGCACCAACGAACACUGCAUUUCUCUAAUGUAAAGGUAAUUGAUCGUUCGCCAAUUGUUAUUAAUACUUGCUCCAGAAACAAUGUAUUAGCUUUGUUGGAGCCAUUUCUCAACUUUACGAAGGCUGACCAUAAAGGAUUAUCAAUCUUUGGUCAAUCCUUCUGCCAUAAAUUAAUUCCCUUUGGAAGAAAUAAAAUUUGCCAUCUUUGGCUGUCGCAGACUUCUUUCUCUGUUGUUAAUAAGCUACUAAAACUUCUUACUUGCUCCACAAACAAUGUAUUAGCUUUGUUGGAGCCAUUCCGCAACUUUUCUAAGGCUAACCACGACGGAUGCACAAUCCCUGGUCCACCAAUUAAUUCCCUUUGGAACGAUUAAAACUUGCCGUCUUUGGCUGUCGCAGACUUCUUUCUCUGUGGUUAAUAAGCAACUAAAAUUUCUUACCCUCGGUGCGCCAACGAACACUGCAUCUCUCUAAUGUAGGAUCGUUUCCCAAUUGUUAUUAAUACUUGUUCAACAAACAAUGUUCCCCAAAGUAUAUAAAUGACACUGCUUUCCAUCGAAUAUUAAUAGCCAUGAUCCACGGGCAGUAUUUUACACCAAACACAUAUAUUGGCCCCACCUAUUAAUUGAAUAUUCCCCACUAGUAAUAAUCCAACAAUCAGCAAUUUAAUUCCUCGAGUAAUAUUAGUUUGUACUUAUCCUCCUCUUCAAAAUAAAAUAUCAUUUUAUAUUUAUUGAUAAAAUAUCUUAUUGAUUGAAGUUCCAAAGAGCUUCUCCUUUUGACUGUAAAAAUAGAAUGACAAAUUUGCAAUCAAGUUGUUCUAAGCAUACACUACCUUUUUUCUUGCAUUGAUGCUUCUUCUUAUUACAAUACUGGUUUUCACUCUCAAUUUAUUUUUCUUUUAAAGUUUCCAUCUCUCUUUUUCUCUGUUGCUCUAUUCAUUUUUAUGCUAGUGAAAAGGGUAUUGCUUUAUUUAAUAUUAACAAGAGAAAGAGAAGGCAACAAAGAGUGAAAAAUAACAGAGAACAGUGUUUCUGUGGGGUGUGUUCAGUCAAAACUUCAGUGAUGCUGCUGUAGUCAAUAUUUUGUUAGACAUUUCUUUCAUUAUAAACACCUUGCUGGUCCAAUAUUCCCAUCCUUAUUUUCCUAUCCAAAACCCAAUUUCAUUACCCAUUACCACGUUCCAAUCUGCACAGCUAUAUCAUAUUGUUCUUUUUUUUAUAUCUAAUCUCUUAACUCCCAUAUCUUUGUUAAUUUAGUUUCAACUUAUUAUAUAAACUUAACAGAAAAAGUAUUUAGACGAAGAACAACAAAACAUGAAGAAAAUAAAUCAAAAAUACAUAAAAUGUUACAAA
Messenger RNA from Musca domestica (house fly), 5834 nucleotides. RefSeq names its product estradiol 17-beta-dehydrogenase 11. The transcript has 8 exons. Gene Ontology annotation, molecular function: oxidoreductase activity, acting on the CH-OH group of donors, NAD or NADP as acceptor. Gene Ontology annotation, cellular component: lipid droplet. The coding region runs from base 420 to 1598 and encodes 392 amino acids. Lineage: Eukaryota; Metazoa; Arthropoda; Insecta; Diptera; Muscidae. The record is from RefSeq and is a predicted model, not a curated record.